UACUUUCUGGGCUUUUGAGGCAGGAACUCAGUUCAGGCUGCCCUAAGAUCACUGUGUAGCCCAGGCUAGGGUUAAGCAGGUCAGCUACUCAUCCUGGUUCCAUCAGAAACUGCUUGCUCACUGCACACACACCUGAGAGUCCCAGGUCUCUCACCAGUUCAGUGACCUUUGAUCUGGAAAAGGUUUCAGUGUUACCAUCAACAGCUUAUAAGCUGAAGGCACAGUACAUAAUGACUGUCAGCAGUGUUGUAGUCAUUCUCUCCAUGUGAUUCAUCCUGAAGCAAAACCUCAUUUUAGUGUCUGUCCUGCUGUUUGCUGUCCAUGUGACAAGGGAGUUGCACUCUCCAUCUGCCUAAAGACUACAUCUCAUUCUUCCAUCUAAGAAAUAUGACAGGGUCAGUAGAAAAUUAAAUGUAUUGGUGUGCCUUUAAACUUUUAUUAUAGAAGAGUAACAGGAAAACUCAGUAAAGACUCUCACAAUACAAUUUUACAUGAAUUUAUGUCUUGAACAUGUAAAAGUCAUCAUGUUACAGUUCCUCAGGUCAGAAGCCCAGCUCAGUACUCAGUGUGACAGUGAGGCUGCUAUCAAGAUGCCUUCGGUCUGGAAGAUCUAGAAGUGAAUCUGUCCCUUUCCUACUCCUAGAGGUGUCUGUGAGCCCUUGUCCCUCAUCUUUCUGUCUCCCAGCAGUUCAUCUCUUGCACCUGUCCAAGUCACACCUGUGUGUGCUACCUGUGUGCUUUCCAGGUGUCAGUGCUGAGAAACCUCAGUCCACAGGAAUGAAGGAUGUUGUUUUGUGCCCCAGACAACCUAACUUUCAGUCUUUCCACCUCAGUUAAUUCAAAGAAUUCUGUUUCUGAAGACGGAAAUCUUCCAAUGUGCUAACCAAUUCCAUUCAUGAUUCCAUUUUCAACUAGAAAUAAGCCUUGACUGUUCUCUGAAGCACAGAGACAAUGCAGCUGAGUGUCAUGGACCACUUAUAAUUGUUAAAGUUCUGCACUGGGUCUUCAAGUUGUCUCUGUGUGAAAGGGCCUUUCUUUAUUUACUUGGUAUCCAGGUGUUCACUGAGAUGACAGAUGUGCUCAGUGGUAUGAGGUGAAGCACACGGUGAUGUAGGCAGUGCCAUGCACAGAUGUAAAAUGGGGUGCACCAAGAUGAGAGCUUCACCUACACAUGAGAAACUUACAGAUUUACAACAAUAGGAGUAACUGAUGUAUACUCCACAAAGGUAAGAAAACAAAUUUUCAUAGAGAAAUUCAAAGUUUGUGAUGUCCCCGUCACAGGGAAGCUGAGGAUGAGCAUGUGAAACAUCUAGAGCAUUUAUGCAGGGUGCAGGCAGCAGUGAGUCUCAGGUGAGUUUGUGGUGAGUGAACAGAGUGCAUCCAGAAAUGUCGAUGGGUGCUGGACCUGCUUUACAGACCAAAUGGGGUUUGAAAACAUAGUUAUACAUAUGCCAAAAUCAAUAGAAAUAUAUAUUGAAAACAACACUUUUCAUAAAUGUAAAAUUUAGUGCUAUAAAACUAUUCUAAAAAGAGAAAAGUUCUGUGAUUGUGGAUGUGCUCUAGCUUUGAGUUUCUCAAACUCUAAUUCAAAGAAAAUAAGGUAUUAUGUCACACAUUUCUCACCUUGGGAAAAUUCCUGGUCUCAUGUCUGGCUAACUUUUCUAGUACACAUAGAAGGUCAUUUCUCUCUUGGGGAAUUGUAUGGGAGCUGUUAAGAACUACUGAGUAGUAUUUUCAAUUAUACCCAUAGAAAACUGAAUUAGAGGAUCCAUAUGAUAUUUUCUUGUACAAAUGGUGACAGUGCAUGCACAGUAUUAAAUGGUGAGGCUGGAGUAUGGGCUGAGGCUUAGGUGUAAUAUCUACUCAGUGGCCACAGAGCAUAUGUUCCCAGCACUUAGCCUUGGUGAUGUCCCUGGAAUUGUCUGUUGGGAGCCGCGUCUGUGAUAGGUCGCCUUACUCGGCGGACGUGCGGCCUGUGGUAAAGAGCAAAGCCUGAGGUAGAUUACCCCUCCCAUCGAAUAUGUUAGUUUCCUGCUUACCGCGUAAACAACCCGCUCAACAAUAUAGUCUGCCUGGCAACUGAUGAUGUUAGCCAAUCAGCUUGCCUUGCUUACUUUAACAUGAUUGGACACUGUAUCCGUAUAUAUACCGGUGCCACCCCUGGGAGGAAGUAGAAGCCAGGUAGAAGCCCGGAAGUGGAAGCCCAAAAGGAGCCGCGGAGAGCGGACCGAUAGAGGCUUCGGAGUGAAGCCCAAAAGGAGCCGCGGGGAGCGGACCAAAGGAGGCUUCAGUUGGGAGCGGUCCCAGGGCAGGCUGUACGGAGAAGGAAAAUAAAAAGAAAAGGUUGUCCACUACCAGACUUUGUCGUGUGUCCUUCCUGCCGGCCAGAAGCGACCACGACAUUUGGUGGCCCGCCCGGGGACUGAUCACCCCCGAGACGUAGAAGUGGACAACGCUCCAGUACAGAGCUGCGAGACAGGUGAGUUGGGGAUAAGCCUGGGCUCUGGGUGGCGCGCACCUACAGGGCUUUUAGACUCCCCUCAGGCUCACGCGUAAGUGGCGGAUUCCUUGGGCCUCACGCGGUGAGUAACAUAUUAAAAAAUGGGAAACAUGCUAGGUAGCAACACUAAGAGCGAGGGUGGUUGUGGAGAAAGCUCUCAAGAGCUUACAAAAGUACGCAGGGUAUCUGAGCAGGCCCAGUCAGGGAGCUCCCGAGAGGGGUCCGUCAAGGGGAACAAGGAUGCUAAGGAGGAGGACGGGGCUCUAGCCUCGGAGUCGUCUGACUCCGAGGACGAGGGAAAGUUAAAUGGCAAGGGGGCCAAAGAGACCAGCUGUCAGGAGCCUAAGUCGCUCAAUAAGGAGUCGCAGGGUUCUUUUCCAACGUUGCGCCGCGAAUUGCGCUCUGCUCAACCUGGUCUGCGGAGGAGUAGAGAGCUCCUGAGCGCUCCCCGGCGCGAGAGGGAGGCGAAGCCUUCCGCCCCACCCUGGGGGCCGUUUCCGGAGGCGGUCCCUCGCCACGAGGCGGCCGCCUGGGAGCUCCCUCCCCUUUCGCCAGAACAGGAAGUGAUGCACGAGCCCCCAUUUUCCGCCCAAUCACGGCCGCCGUCUUAUGCUCCGCCGCCGGCGGAUCGGUAUUUUUACAGGCGGCUUUGGCAGGGGGGACGCUUGUCUCAUGAGGUACAUCCACCUGGGAUAGAUAGUGACCCCUACGGGAUAUUUCCUGUACAAGUAGCUAUGGGUCAGGGACGCAAUGUAUGGGAGCCUUUUGAGAUAAAGCAGAUUAGAGAACUUAAAAAUGCAGUUACAACCUUUGGGCCGACUGCGCCUUACACCAUUGCCAUGCUGGAGAAUCUGUCUUCUGGGCCCCUCACCCCCGCGGACUGGAUUCAGCUGGCAAAGGCGUGUCUGCCCUCGGGUAGUUACCUGGAUUGGCGAGCCUGGUACGCAGAGUUCUCUGCAGAGCAGGCUGAGAAAAACGCCAAUCGGGGAAACCGGGGGUGGAACAAGGAAAUGCUUAUGGGAGAAGGUCGGCAUGCUGAUGAUCAGACUCGGUUCCCUGGCGAUGUCUAUGAACAAAUCAAUGCCAUAGGGCUCCGCGCCUGGAAGCAAGUAAGUGGUGCCGGAACAGCCUCCUUGUGUCUUUCAAAAAUAAUUCAGGGUACCACAGAGCCAUUUGUUGACUUUGUGGCCCGAAUGCAAGAUGCUGCCGAUAAGAUAUUUUCUGAUCCGGGAGUGGCUCAACCGCUGGUAAGGCAGCUGAUUUUCGAGCAAUGUACAAAGGAGUGCAAGGCAGCGAUAGCUCCUCAUAAGAACAAGGACCUCAACGCCUGGAUUAGGAUAUGCAGAGAGAUAGGGGGGCCGCUCUCCAACUCGGGAGUGGCUGCUCUCCUGGCCGCGGCUGUACAGCAGAGGGGACCUCGCGGGUCAGGAGGGGAAUGUAAGGCUAAAGGGUGUUUUGCCUGCGGGGAGCCAGGACACAUUAAACGUCACUGCCCAAACAAUGCAGAUGCUAGGCCUCAUCCUAGGAAUGAAGAACCAUAUGUUUGUGGGCGAUGCAAGAAGGGAUCACACAGAGCUGAGGAGUGUAGGUCGGUCUUUGAUGCUCAGGGCAACCGUAUUUGUGGACAAGAUGCUAGAGAGCCAAAAAACGGCCAGAGGGGGCCCCCUUCACAGGCGGGCCCCCGCCCCAGAGACAGGACAGCUCAGGGUGGCAGCCUUCAACAAGGGCCACCCCUGGGUCAGCAGGUGUGGACCUCAGUGUCGCCUCAGGACUUAUAUUAGUGCCUGAUAUGGGUGUUCAAGUGGUUGAAACCACCUUUAAGGGACCGUUACCCAAAAAUUCCGUGGGUCUGGUGAUCGGGAGAUCCUCCACGGCCCUUCGGGGUCUCACAGUAGUCCCGGGGGUCAUAGACUCAGACUACACAGGACAUAUUAAAAUUAUGGUUCAAUCUCUUGUGGGUACUAUGGUAAUCAAUAAAGGAGACAAGAUAGCGCAGCUCUUGCUGCUCCCCAGUCUCCACAAGAGAUUUCCCUCAAAGCAGAAAAUUAGAGAAAGUCAAGGUUUCGGUUCCUCAGGGGAAGUCUUUGAGGGACUCCAUAUGACACUUGGUAAAAGGCCCAUGCUCUCACUUAAGGUCAAUGGCAAGAGUAUAACAGGGCUCCUAGACACAGGAGCUGACCGUUCCAUUAUCUCCAGAAAGGAUUGGCCUUCCAACUGGCCCACCAACACUGCAGAUAACACGCUGCAGGGCCUGGGGAUGGUGUCAGCUCCUCAGGUUAGUGCUUCAACCCUGCUCUGGUGCGAUGAGGAGGGUCAUCAGGGCCAUUUCCAACCAUUUGUGUUGCAGUUGCCAAUGUCUCUAUGGGGAAGGGACAUCCUCACUCAGAUGGAUGUCACGCUUACGUCAAACUGCUCCCCCCAGGCUAAGGAUAUACUCAGGAACCAGGGAUAUACCCCCGGCAAAGGCUUGGGCAAUGCCCUGCAGGGUCGGACAUCCCCAAUACCAGUAGAGAACAAAAAAGGUAGGCAAGGAUUGGGUUUUUCUUAGGGGCCGCUGAAGAAGCUCUCCUACCCACUUCGAUCAAAAUCACCUGGAAAUCAAAUGAUCCGGUUUGGGUACCUCAGUGGCCCCUGCCUAAGGAGAAGCUAUUAGCCUUGUCAGAAAUAGUCAGUACACAACUUAGAUUAGGACAUAUUAAGCCGUCAACCUCCCCAUGGAACACCCCCAUUUUUAUAAUUAAGAAAAAGUCUGGCAAGUGGAGGCUGCUCCAUGAUCUAAGGGCGGUCAACGCGCAGAUGCAGUCCCUGGGGGCGGUCCAGAGGGGGCUGCCAGCUCUCUCAGCCAUCCCUCAGUCCUGGCCAGUUUAUGUUAUAGAUCUUAGAGACUGUUUCUUCUCAAUUCCCCUGCACCCAGAGGACACUCAUAGGUUCGCCUUUACACUAGCAAACCAUUUCCAUGUUUCCAGAGCAGAUGCACGAGAUAUCGUGCGACUAUGUGACUCCUGUGCCACAUACAAACCUGCCAUACCGAUGGGAGUAAACCCUCGAGGUUUGAUCCCUGGUGAUGUUUGGCAGAUGGACAUCACACAUAUACAGGAGUUUGGGACUCUUAAAUAUGUUCAUGUUUCCACAGACACCUGUUCUCGCGUCAUAUUUGCAACAGCAGAAACAGGUGAAAAAGUGUCUAAUGUGAUCAAUCAUUGCCUGGCAGCUUGGGCCGCAUGGGGCAAACCAAAAAUAUUAAAAACUGAUAAUGGACCAGCCUAUAUAGGCAAAGCUUUCAAUGAGUUCUGUAAAAUGAUGGAGGUUCAAUUAAAACAUGGUAUCCCAUAUAAUCCCCAAGGUCAAGGAAUCAUUGAGAGGGCUCAUAGAAGCCUCAAAGAAAUUUUACAAAAACAAAAAGGGGGAGUAGGCCAAGGCCUGGCCCCAAAGGCACGAUUAUCCAUGGCACUAUUCACACACAAUUUUUUAAAUUUAAAUAAUGAUAAUCGCUCCCCAGCUGUGGAGCACUGCAACCCUUCCCCCAACCAUAAAGGGUGGGUGAAGUGGAAAGAUGUCCUGACAGGACAAUGGAUGGGCCCGGAUCCAGUGGUCAGCUGGAACCGAGGCGCGGUUUGUGUUUUCCCACAGGAACCGGGACGAGAACCACUGUGGAUACCGGAGAGACUGACACGGGCAACAAAGCCCUCGACUGAAGAUCAGACCUGCCCUACCGGAGAUCCAUCACAGACCAACCAACAAGAUGAAUAGAAAUAGCGGUAGCCCGAAAUGGACAAGAAGAUCCUCAGGCAUAUGCAUGGCUUGCUCGAUUGGCCCACGACCGAGUCUAGAUAUGGCGGGCAUCCCUCAUUCUCCUCCAUAAGGUGACAAUACACAGCAGGGUAGGUGAGUCAAUGACGGGUAAGAGCGUGCCUCCCCAGCACGACUCGACCUAAGCCAGGCCCUACCCCAUCCUGCACGUAAGCCGCUGGACUGUUAGAUGCUGCCCAGGUCUAAAUUUCUCUCCGAGGGGAUUUCUUUACGGAGAGGAAAUGAGUGCAAGCUUGUGUGCAUCCAGGUUCCGUCCAGUUUGUGCCUGGCCCUAGAAAAAGGACGAGGGCCUCAGGGCCUUGGCAGACCAUGGCAUGGCCAACCAGGGUCUAAGCCAAGGACCUACGGUGGGCCUACACAUAGGGCAUAAGCCUCUGCACCCAGUCCAGGAAGGGCUACGAUGCGCACAUUCAUAAAAAAUAAAAUAGGGGGAGAUGUUGGGAGCCGCGUCUGUGAUAGGUCGCCUUACUUGGCGGACGUGUGGCCUGUGGUAAAGAGCAAAGCCUGAGGUAGAUUACCCCUCCCAUCGAAUAUGUUAGUUUCCUGCUUACCGCGUAAACAACCCGCUCAACAAUAUAGUCUGCCUGGCAACUGAUGAUGUUAGCCAAUCAGCUUGCCUUGCUUACUUUAACAUGAUUGGACACUGUAUCCGUAUAUAUACCGGUGCCACCCCUGGGAGGAAGUAGAAGCCAGGUAGAAGCCCGGAAGUGGAAGCCCAAAAGGAGCCGCGGAGAGCGGACCGAUAGAGGCUUCGGAGUGAAGCCCAAAAGGAGCCGCGGGGAGCGGACCAAAGGAGGCUUCAGUUGGGAGCGGUCCCAGGGCAGGCUGUACGGAGAAGGAAAAUAAAAAGAAAAGGUUGUCCACUACCAGACUUUGUCAUGUGUCCUUCCUGCCGGCCAGAAGCGACCACGACAGUUGUCCCUGGAUGUUCCUGUGGACUCCCUUAGCCUUGGGUGAUGUCAAGGUCCUGAUGCUGUCUGAGAGAUGAGUAGCAUCUUGCAAGAGCUGCGGGCUUCAUUUGCUGCCAGAAAUCUUACUCAUCCUGAUUAGUGAAGGCUGGAUGCCCUCAUUCUCUGGCCAGAGUUUUUCUUUCCUGUGGAGGAGGUGUGGAGAUCACUUCAGACUCAGGGUGAGAUCCUCAGAUCUUCAAAUCAGCCAUUCUAUGUAAGUCAGAGAAUUGUCCCCAGUGCUGUGAUUUUUCAUUUCAAGGUCUGAUUUUCAGGAAAACGUGGAGUCAGGACAGUGUGCGGUGAUUGUAUGGCAGAUAUCCUCUGUAAUGCCUAUAAAACAUCACCCCAGUGGUCAUAAAGAACACACAGGCAAGAAAGAGAAAAAAGGAAAACUACCUACACAGGGGGCUAACAACAGGAAACUUGUAACAACCCCACUGGUACAGUUUAUACAGCACAACCAUGUACAUCAGGAAUGAGAAGGAAUGAAGUCUCCACCUAACACUGAGAUUGUCAGCAAUGCACGAGGCUCAGGACUCCAUCAGCUUCACCCACAUGACACAUUGAAGCAUCAAAAUCACAUUACUAUGAUGCCCAAGUUACAGAUAUGGAAACUGAGGCACAGCACAGCUGCAUGACUUGCUCAAGGUCAUGUCCCUGCUACCACAAGAGCUGGAUGUGGAUGUGGGCUCUCUCAGGACCCUAUCAGUGCCUUUUACUAGGUGGGCAGGACUGUCAGGGACUCAAGGUCUCCUCUCAGCCAACUGCACUCUUCAGUCAGCAGUUACAUAAGGGCCAUCCCGACUGCACUGGAAAGGUCAAUGCCUUGCCAUCUCUCACUGAGAAGGCAGCAGGGCUGCCCUAGCGGUCUCCACAAGGCUUCUGCCUUCUUCCCUGUCCCUCUUCAGGUGGCACAAGAUUCAGCUUCCAUCUUCUUUGUGAAAAUCAAGUACUCUUGGAGCUCACUGAAGACAAUCGUAAUGUAUGGCAACAGAAAAAGACAUCAGAAUGAGGAUGAAAAUAACAGAACCACGAUGCAGCCUGAAUGAAUCAACUAUGGAAGACUUGACACAGUGCUUGAUCAUUAUUCAUUGCUGAUAAUGCAGAUUCUGACAGCUCAGACUCAGUUUGAGGGAGAGCCUCCUCCUCUCCCUGGCUGCCACCACAGCCUUCUGAAGAAGUGUGCAAAGGGACCUCAUGCUCCAAGCAUGGACAAGUCACACUCAGUCUCAAGACAUAUGCUAACUCUUCUGAGCCCCCGAAUACCGUGCCCCUGGGAAAAGCUGAAGAACUACAAGUCCCCUGGUACUGCACUGUGCCCACCAAAGACCCAAGAGGGCAGAGGGAUGCUGGGAAUUUAACCAAGUCAUCUGACUCAGACACUGUAAAACAUGGGGCAGAGCUUUCUGUGUAGUGAAGAGUUAGGCAGCUGAAAUUCAAUCUCUGUGAAGUGAUAAGCCUUAAUUUCUGAGAACUCCAUUACUAAGAUCUUUAACUCAACACAGUAGGGCAGUACUUAGUCAAAUAACAAUAUAAAGACAUAGAGGGAAAGGCCCCAUGCCAACUUUCAGGUUUAGAAGUGUAUUUCAUGAUUUUUUUCAGCAGUACAUUUUAGAACAAAACUAACCCAGCAACGAACUACAUGUACAUAAACUCAGGAGUUGCCUAAACCAGGGGACUUUGUAUAAAAGAUUCUAUUCAUAAAUAAAACAACCUUCAUUCAAAGUAAUUUCCAUGAUCCCAUAUGGGAAAUGUUCAAAAUUAUCCAUGAGAUGUAAUCUUUAAUCCUGUGAUUUAUUUGAUUACAUUCUUCAAGUCAUUAAUGAUACUAUGAAUAAAUUAAGGUGUGAAAAACACCUACUAAAGCAGGUCACACAAGUUUACAUCCUCAAUUGCUUUUUGUUGCUACAGAGUGAAGAAAUAUUAUAGAAAGACUCCAACCUUAUCCAGCUUCCCUCCUCAUCUUCCUGAUGUUAGGUUGUUAGGAAUGUAAAAGAACAUAACUAUUAGUAUUAGUGAACUUUAGUAGUGUAAGCAAAUUAAUUCUGCAGGGAACAUGCACCUUGACUGAGUGAAAAACAUUCAAAAUAUCAAUGCCUCAUGCAAAAACUCAUGAAAAUCCAAGAAUUUCAAUUUUCCAUGCAAGGAGCAGACUUUUUCCAUGCCAACUAACCUCAUACAGUAGACUGUUGGCGUUAGACAACCACAACGCAGUGCUCAAUGGAGGUCUCUCCAAAAGGAGAAGCAAAUUACAUCUUCUCUAAAUGGGGCAAAUCUAUAAACUAAAUUCUUGUAAAAAUCUAAAAAAUGCAAAUACGACUAUACGCUAUGAGCUAAUAACCUAAAAAGAACACAUUAUAUUUGAAACAAAUGCAAAUUAACUUUUGUUUUCAACAAAAGACAAAGGGCCCUUUGGUCUGGAGUAGGAAACCCACUUUGGAACAUGAGCUGCAGGGCUGACUGACCAUCUGAGAUGUGGCUGCGAGUGUUUCCAUCUCUUCAUGUGUUAACCAGACAUUUCCUGUGGUCUAAGGUGACCCCAGUGCACCAGCCACAUCCAGGGCAAGGGAAGCGUGACAGAAAGGAGAAGGACGCACAUAUGAGCCACAGGCACAGUAAGGAGCCACGAGGCAAAGGUCACUCUUUGCACAUUUUCAUUUCAGGCACCCACAGAGAAAGCCAGAGAUCAUUAACACAGGCUCAUCCUCUUUUAAACAAUAACAGUGUGGUCGGAAUAUAAGGAGAACAGCACACAAUUUCCAGAUCACAUGCUUAAAAGUAUGGAUGAGAACAUACUUUAUAUUUCUGAAAAGUUACUUUCCCCAGUAACUGAUGAUUCAAUAGACAGUAUUUUCAAUAGUCUUACCAUGUUGGAGGUAUAGCUCAUGAUAGGGUUUUUGCCUGGCUCUCCCAAAGCACUAGGUUUAAGCCUCAGUACAGCAAAACAAAAGAAUAGAACAAAACACACAGAAAGCAGUCUCACCCCAACACAGGCUAACAACAGGAUGCUCUGGCCUUGGCUUCCUGUGGCUGCUUUCAGCAGAUGAUCCAAAGCCAGAGGAAGCCCAGGAGGCCAGGGCACAAGAUAGUGAGCACAGGAGAGCCAAACAAUGCAAACACCAAAAACAAAGCACUUGUCACCAUCUGAGUCAAACCUGAGACUGAUGGCCACUCUGCUAGCCCACUGUAAGCUCCCCAAGAACAGCAAUUUCUGUGUUUGUAACUGGUGAUAUGGAGAGUCUUUCUGAUGUGAGGUCUAGUCCUUGCCAAUAGUUCAACUGAAUCACAGAAGCUCCCUUUUGAAAGAGGGUUCUUAAAAGCUUUGAAAAAGCCAUGCAGCAUCUUCAUUUCUACAAAGCCCACAUUAAUGUGGAAAUAGCUGCAGAACAGACUGAUACUGGUUACAAAACAUUCCACCAAGGGAAAGUGUUCUUUGGCCAUACGUUAAAAAAAAAAAAAGGCUUAUUGUUCAUUUUCAUAAUUCUCUAACAACAAAAUCUUCACACUUUUUUGUGUAUAAAGUUACUGUAGGCAGACCUUGCUCUGCUGCUCAGAAGGAUGUCUACACAGCUCUAAGAGUUUGUUGAACAUCUAAAUGAAAAACCCCUGAACUUUGCAACUUAAGAGCUGGCCUGCUCUUCCCUUCUAAUAACCACCAAUGUUUCAUCAGAAGAGUCACCAGGAAGCUCUUUGAGGGCUCUUCACUACUCCCCAAGUGGACAGCAUCUUUGUGAGCACAGGCAUGGUUGGACAGACACAUGCAGCUCCCAAGACCCAGAGCACCUGCUGGUGCCGUGACACACAACCACAGUGCAUCUAGGAAACUCGGCAUUUUUCCUCCUUUAGUUCUUGUAGGGAAAAAAAGACAUCCACAAAGAAGAGAAGCUUAGAACUGUCCAGGAACCAGUGGAUUUCUGGGAGGUGACCACCCCUUGUUAGCAUGUCAACUGUAUGUCAGUGGCACCUCUGGACUGCCACAAAUUACAGUUACUCUGUAAGUCCCGCCUAUAUGUGCAGUGAUGCAGAUGCACUCACACGCACAAGACUGAAGGAAAGAAGCCACACACAACAAAGUAAGGGCAGCCCAACCUAGUUUAUAGCCAAGGGGCCGUAGCCAGGUGCUUAUUUAUGCCCGGGGAUUGUAUGCAAGGGUUUAUACAUUCCUGGGCUUAUCUGUAUAUUUUGCUACCUGUAUACUUGAAGAAAAACAAUAUUUUCCGCAUAUAAUUUGCUUAGCAAGUACCUUUAUAUACCGUACAAGUACUAAUUAUUGUUUGAACUAUGAAAUAGAAAUCAAAGUUCAAGGAUGAAAUGCUACUUAAAAUGUUAACUUUUCCUUCCUCAAGAGGUCCUUACACUUACUCAGUUUUGAUAAAUUCAUACGUACAUUUGUGACAAUCAAUUUUCUACCUUUCAAAAAGCCUUCUUUCUUAAAGAAGGCCUUUCUAACCAAGUUUUAUUCAUUUAUUUAAUUAUUUAUUUUUUGGUCUUUUCUGAAACGGGAUCUCAUUACUCAGUUCAAGCUGCUCACACUGUAACCCACUGGCCUAGAACUCACAGUGAUCCUCCCACCUCAGCCUUCUGAGUGCUGGAACUACAGGCAUGUGCCACCACGCCUGGCUUUAACCACACUUUUACACAAGCAGUUCACACAUUUUCUUUGGAUCACUCAACCCCUCCAAGUUAGGGGUUGUACUAUGCUUUCCUGAAAUUUUAAGUUGAAACCACCCUGUAUGAUUAGGAAGCAGCACGGAAACAUUAGCAGGCUACUGCUUUUGUGGGCUCUGCCUUCCUCCUCCACAGAGGGCACACAGAGCCUCUGUGAACAUACCUUUUUCAAUGUGGGUGGAGCCGAAGGGCUGGUGAGCCACAGGGUUUCCUGGAUGGCCAGCCGCAGCUUCAGUCUGUGCAGAGGGUGGCUGAUGCCAAUCUCUUGCUGGAUCUGUCUGUCUGACAGAGCUGACAUGAUGGCCCCACUUUUCACAUUUGCUCUGCAGGCAGCCACAUAGCAAGCAGGCAUCCCAACCCAGAGCUAGAAAGAAGAAUGAAAAGACCAGAACAUCAGGUAGAGACAGGAGAUGCAUGACAAGCUUGUGUCAUGUAGCAUAGGUCUCUGUAGUAAAGGGAUGUACCUCCAGCCAUUCAACCACGGUUGGCCCGUCCCACUGUGAAAAUGGUAAGCCUUGCCUCUGGGCUUCCUCCAGCAACUCAGGCCUGUAAAAAAGAAGACAUUCAAAUUAAAGAAGCACUGUUACACAUCCAACAAGUUAAUGGAACAGUCUCUGAGCAUUUUCAAAAGUAUAACACAUAUUCUCAGUUCCUUUUAUCUUCUACAGUUUUAAUGUUAUUAACAUCAUCCUUGUAAUGACAGUCACACACAUACUAUGGAGAACGCCUGAGUAAAUAAAAAAUGCUACAGAGUUCUCUUGAUUCCCAGUCAAAUCACCAUUACUUCAGAGAAUUGAAGAAUUACUACCAACUUAUAAAACUCAAGCAGAAUUUUCAUAUCCAAGGUAGUAAGACAAUUAGGGGAAAACAUGAAACCCUACUUCAACAAUGAAGAAACAGUAUCUAGGAAGAGGAAACCACACCUCAGUUGAGACAUCAGUGCCUAAUUUUGUGAGAGACUUUAAAAAACAGUGUUUUGGGGGGGUGGUUGUGGUUUGGGGAAUGUUGAGACAAAGUCUUGCUAUGUAUGUAGUCCAGGUUGGCCUCAAACUCUGUGUAACCAGUCUCCCCCAGUGCUUGGAUUAUAGAUGUGUUUCAUACUCCCAGCUGUAAUGCAGACUUUUAACCACAAAAAGAUUAUCGUCUAAUACAGCAAACAAGUAACAGAGGACAGUUUCUAUUGUACACUGCUCUUUAAGUAAACGGGUACUUGAUAAGUCACUGGGUCAUUCUGUGGUUUUAACCCAUUGAUCUCUUCUUUAGCCAGCCAUUCAACACCUCCUUCAAUGCCGAAUGUAUCACCAGCACAGAAACUCAUGCAAUACCAAGGCAGUACUGCAGGGAAGUGGGUAGGUGAGUCUUGCAUGCACUCCGUAAUGUGAUUUGAGGUUUCAUAUAUGCUUUAUUUCUAAAGACUCAAGUUACACUUUUACUAUACUAACAUCUCUAAAAGUGAUUUGUGUAACACAGUUAUGUGAAACAGUAACAUUGUAAGCAUGGUAAGUCUGACAUUAGAACACAAAGGACAAGUAUGUUUCAGAUACACAAAAACCCUAGUCAGUCUCAGUCAAUCAGUCUCUCUUCCCCUUUUCUUUCUUUUUGGAAACUUAUGUUCCUAAGUAAAAUGUUUCAUAUACAACUUCAACUAAGAGUUCCUUAAGUUACCGCUAAGCUUACAGGAACAAUCACCAGGGAGUAACUGUACCAGAGAAGGCAGCAAAUGUGUUAUCUCAGAUGAAACAAGAAAAAAACAAAAAAAAGAAGAAGAAGAACAACAACAACAACAAUUUUCUAGUUGAAACAAGCAAAGCUAUUCACAGAGAAACAGAUCAGCAGAAGUGUGCUCCUAAGUACAAGAAGUAGUAGGCUACUGUCAUGGUUUAUGUCUGUGGCCCCCAGGCCUCAUGCAUUUUCAUUGUGCAUUUGUGAUGGUUCAUUGUCUAGUGCUUGGAUUCAUGGUGUCAGUGUUACACCCACAUAAGAGUGGAGCCAGGAUAUGAUGUAAUGGUAGGAAGAAAGUGUAUCUUGCUCUUUGCCUGUUCCUACUUGCUGUUUGCAGCCACCAUGAACUGUGACCCAGCCAUGCCCACCUGCCUUGGAGCCAACUGAGUGUGGACUGAAACCUCCAAAAACUGUAAGAAAUAAACUUUUCCUUUCCAAACUUGGGCUUCAGGUAUUUUGUCUCAGCAAUGAGUAAAAAGUAACUAAGACAGAAUUUGGUACCGAAGAAUGGGGUUGUUUGCUGUGACUAUACCUUACCAUGUUUUUCAAGAAAUGGCUUUGGAAAUGGCUUGUGGGCAGAGUUUGGAAAGGUUUGGAUGUGUUGCCUGGAUGCAUAGAGCUAGAGCAGCUUAGGCAGUUCUGUAGAGGAGAUAGUGGUCACAGCUCAGGAGACCAGAAGGCUGAUAGGAAGCCUGAUGGUAAAGACCAGGCCUGGGAGAUUUCUGCUGGGAAGAAGGACUGCAGUGGUUGUUGGACUCCCCAUGAUGUGAGUUAUGGGUUGGCAGAAAGUUGUCUACAUUUUGCUCAUGUCCAGAGACUUUGCCUGAGACUGAAACAAAGGGCAAUGGACUGAUUAAUCUUGAAAAAGAAAUUAAAAAGCAAUCAAAUGUUGAGUCUGUGGCAUGGCUACUGUAGAGGGCUUUUAGCCAGCUUUAUGUUGCAAAUCAAGAGGAAAGAGCUCAGCGGGAUAAUUUGCAAUACUGUGAGUUUGGCCAGAAAGAAUAUUUCAGGAAGGCUGUGGAUUGUAAAGACAGUGGAGAUUCUGAUGGCUGAGGGAAAACAGAGAAAUAAGAAAGAUGGGCCGGGGGCAUCCCAGGAAGCAGGUCCCCACCCUGUGCAGCCUCACUGCAAAGGUAAAAGAAUUUUUUCAGAGGAGAAAGCUGCAGAGCACCAGGUUCCAGAAUGGCGACAGAGACCACAUGAGUUUCCAGAAUGGUGACAGGCCACAUGAGGUUCCAGAAUGGUGGCAACAUAGAGAAGCUUUUCCUCACAAUCAGUUAAACAGAGCCCUGUGAUCCAGGCAACUGACCCCUACAGCCAAGAGAGAGAAAAGCCUGAGUACUGCUCUAGCUAGCAGCAAACCUUGGCAACAUCCACAUGGUGCUGAUCUUAGGUGCUAGGAAAAUGCACAAAUUCUGAGGGUAAGAUGGCUUCUACCUCUAUUGCAAAGGGCCUGGGAGGCCAAGCUGUGUGCCCCUGAGAGGGCAAUUUGUGAAGACAUAAAGGUGAAGCCAAAGGUGCAGUGGAGACCCCAAAAGUUUGGAAAAGCCAGAAACAUGGACGAUCCAAGGAAAGCUCCAAAAAGCAAGCAGAGAGGAUUUAAGAGAAAAGCUGCAGGAGGUGAAAUCCCUGGAAGUGCCUUGGGGGUGGAAUCACACAAGCCUUUUGGAGCUUGUAACCAUAUUGCUUCAGAUGCAGAGCAAGGAACUCUAGGACUUAAUGUUCAUCCUGCUGGAUGUUGGAUUUGCUUUGUUUCCAAUGCUUUAUAUUCCCCUGUUUGUAACUUUUGGAAUAGUAAUGUUUAUUUUGUGCCUUUGCAUUUGAGAAAUGUUUAAACUUGUUUCAUUUGUACAGGGGUUACAGUUAAGAGUUUGCCAUAGAUCAUGGAGGAGACAUGGGACUUGGACUGUUCAGCAAUGCUGAAACUUAAGACUUUGGAAACUCUUGGUGGUGGACUAAAUGUCUUUUGUAUAAAGGAUGUACAAGAGUCCUGGGGGCCAGGGGAGGAAUGUCAUGGUUUAUGUCUGUGGGCCCCCAGGCUUCAUGUAUUUGUAUUGUGCAUUUGUGAUGGUUCAUUGUUAGUGCUUGGAUUGAUGGUGUCAGUGCUAUACCCACAGAGGGGUGGAGCCAGGAUGUAAUGUAAUGGCAGGGAGAAGGUGUGUCUUGCUCUUUGCCUGUUCCUGCUUGCUGUUUGCAGCCACCAUGAACUGUGGCCCAGCCAUGCCCUGGAGCCAACUGAGUGUGUGAAACCUCCAAAAACUGUAAGAAAUAAACCUUUCCUUUCCCAA
Messenger RNA from Cavia porcellus (domestic guinea pig), 15938 nucleotides. RefSeq names its product endogenous retrovirus group K member 113 Gag polyprotein-like. Gene Ontology annotation, biological process: viral process. The transcript is spliced from 7 exons. The record is from RefSeq and is a predicted model, not a curated record. Gene Ontology annotation, molecular function: zinc ion binding; nucleic acid binding. The coding region runs from base 2602 to 4281 and encodes 559 amino acids. NCBI's taxonomy places the organism in Eukaryota, Metazoa, Chordata, Mammalia, Rodentia, Caviidae.